Molecule: messenger RNA, 1876 nt
Organism: Brassica napus (rape)
Lineage: Eukaryota; Viridiplantae; Streptophyta; Magnoliopsida; Brassicales; Brassicaceae
Exons: 7
Coding region: 611-1705 (364 amino acids)
Source: RefSeq, a predicted model, not a curated record
UAUUUUUAAUAUGGUUCUACGGUUCAUUUCCGUUUUCCUUAUGUAUUCAAAAUCCAAUUCCCCUAAAUGUUUUUUUUUAACUCUGCUUGUCAUCGGAGUCAUCCAUCACACAGAAUCUCUCUCUUACCAAAUCCGCCAUUAACAAAGAAGGAGAGAGAAACGUAGUCAGAGAUCGAGCUUCUACUUAUAGUAUAAAAACCCCUAGAUUCCUUCUCUAAAAAAACCCACACCUCGAACUCUCCAACAAUGCUCCCACCUUCCUCUUCCUCUGUUUUCUCGAGAAACCUCGCCACUCUCUUCUUCGUCUAAGAGAACAUCCAUUCUUGUUUGCUUUCUACUCAUUGCUAAGCUAUGGAACUUGGUAAAUCUCGAUUCUACUCUUAUUCUAUAGCUGGAAGUGAUUAUCCAGACGCCAUACCCGAACCUUUCUCUUCCUCUGUUUUCUUGUUUAUAAACUUUUGAAAAUCUUGAAACUUUCAAUCACAACGUUGAGUGCAUCAUCUUCCUUUGCUCCUGCAUCAGCUGCUGCUAUGACCAUGGCUUCUUCACCACUCGUCUCCAGAUUUGCCGCUCAUCGUACUACUCUCAGGUCAUCAACCCCUUCCGCCAAAUGUUUGCUCGAGAGAUCUCUUCUCAAUCCAAUGACUCUGAUAUUUCUAUUGCUAAGGUUCUCUUGUACAUUGCUGCUGAAGACGAAGCCUUCUUGGCUUUUAACCGGGAGAUGGAUGCUCGGUUUUUCAUGAGAGAGAGGGAAACUAUCCAAGACAAGACAGAUUCUGAGGAGGAGCUGGAAACUGAUCCGAGCGAGACAGAUUCCGAGUUAGAUGGAAAGAGUAUAACCGAAUGGCUAAGCGCACUAGACGCAAUCUCCAAACAAGUAGAGGCAGAGUUAGCCUCACGAGGCAUCAACAGCUGCAACUCUGUUCAAGUCCUCGAAGCUGUAAACACAGUCCUCUUCGACACGAGAGGCUUCAAGAGGACAUCAACAUGCUUUGAUGAAGACCCCAAGGAUUCCUACCUUCACUCUGUACUUAACUCUAGAUGCGGCACUGCCUUCUUGUUCAGUGUAAUAUACAUUGAAGUUUGCCAGCGCCUCGGUGUGCCUAUCUUGGGAGCUAAGGUUGGGGAAGAGUUUUUGGUUUGGCCUAAGACUGAGAAUCCUGAAGAACUCUUUGAAGUUGCAACUUCAGGAAAGAGCUUGUUCGCUAUUCUCAAUGGAAAAUGCGUUGAUGAUCCUAAAUCAAUGGCAUCAGAUUUAACCGGAAAGUCACUUCUGUGUCUUGAUGUUGCUACAAACAGAGACAUUAUAGGGAUUGCUCUCGCCAAUUUGUUUAGGGUUCAUUGGAAACGUGCUUCGAAGCCAACACCUGGACAAAUGCUGACUGCUCCUCUUAGUGAACUUAACAACUUCAGGAUUUCUAAUAUUCCAUUGUUGCGGCCUCAAGAUCUUAGGUUGGCUAUUGCGGCUGCAGAAAGGCUGUUGAUGUUGGAACCUAAUAACUGGCGAGUUCGAAGAGACCUUGGGAUGAUGCACUACUACGUCAGGCAAUGUAGAGAGGCGAUUAUAGAGCUGAGCAUAUGUAUAGCCUCCUUUGAGAUUGAGGAAGAAGAAGCAAAAGAGUUGAAGCUUUUUGUUGAGAAACUUCAUCGACUCUUUUCAUUGAUGUCGUCUCCCUUAGACUCUGAUCGCUUGGCCGUUCGUUGAAAACUCUCUAUCUCUCUCUCUCUCUCUACUCCACUUGUAAAUACUCUCUUUCUAUUAGUCUCUGUUGUGUUGUUAGAAAGACCCUUUUGUGGAUGGGAGACAUGGAACUUUUGGUUGUGUGUGACUCUUCCACUUUCUUCCGAUAAUGAAUAAUAAACAGUUGAUUCCCCA